AUGACAUCAAAUACCAGCGGUCGUACGGACUUAGGGGAUAAUGAUGUCAAAUUAGGACGAAGUGGCGAACAAACUGUAAUUACUGAGAAACAACCGAGAAAAAGGAAUAAUACUAAGCGUGGUGGUGUAAAGAGACGAAUUUCUUCAUUAGCAUAUCAUCAACAGCAAUACAUGCUAAUGCGUGGAAGUCAUCCUGGUGGAAGGCCGCUACAUCCUGCUGGAACGAAUAUUGUACAAAGAGUGAUGCCCAUUCGAUAUCCUAACGUAUCCGGACCUCCUCAUCUCUUCCCACCACAAAAAUUCGGUUUUUUCAACGAAGCGACACCAUCGAUACAUCCUGGUCAUCCUGGAUCGGAGAAACGUAUUUACGAAGGCCCACCGAAGCCGCGUUUGAUGGAAGGUUUUGGUUUUUUUAUCGUUUUAACACUUUUUUUCCAAAGUUCACAAAAAACGGUGGAUGAUUUUACUAUUGCAGAACAAGGAAGGACACGGCAAAAGUCAGUACCGAAACCACCGAAAUUGUUAUUCACUUCAGGACGUGGUGAUAUUGAACAGAAUAUAAGUUCUUCGAUUCAUACUCAGGAUAAGCCAGCUAUUGGGCCAAUGCUAGAUGUCAGAAAUAAUAAGUCAACUGGUUCGAACGAACAGCAAGCUGGAAUGAACGAAUUGUUUGCAAAAAUGAUUUGGAAAAAGUUAGAUAUGAUUCAAAGUCCAAUGCGUCUAAAUCGUUUGCAUACAGAAAUUAUGAAUUUACUGCAACAGGCAAUCGCUGAAGAAACAGGCAAGUAG
Molecule: messenger RNA, 789 nt
Organism: Acanthocheilonema viteae
Lineage: Eukaryota; Metazoa; Nematoda; Chromadorea; Rhabditida; Onchocercidae
Source: the annotation of a GenBank genome assembly